UUGGGGAAAUCCAUUCAAUGUUUAAUGCAAAUGCCAACUCUGUGUGUAAUGGUGGAAUAAGGAAAACAUAUCGGUUAUUAGUAAACGUUUUAGAUGAUGUACACUUGAAGAAAAGAACGGAAACUAAAAACAGUUCAAAUAAUCUCAGUGGGUGUUGUCUUGAAAAAGUAAAGCAGGAAAAACCCUUGCUAAGAACUUCAUACCUUUAUACACGUGCUUAUUACAUUGAAAGAACAUAACUUACCACAGAAGAUAUGAAAAGAAAAUGACAAACCGGGAAUCCUUAAAAUCAGUUCGAAAGAAGGUCAAAAAAGGUAUCAUUGAUAAAGACGUACAGAAGUACGUUGGUAAAAGACUAAAAAAAGUCUUUGAGAAUAAAAAGAAUAGAGGACGAUUUUCCAUCAAUCUUACUGCAGAAGGCUCUGCUGCUGUCGGUGUGCAAGUACGAAAGUCAAGCGACUUGGACUUUAGUGUUAAAAUCCUAAUCAGCAAAACUGAACUGUCAGGUGAAGCUUUAAAGCACGUGUUCAAGGAAGAUGAUAAAGAUUAUACACACAAAAAAGAAACCAUAGUGUCAAAGUAUGUGUUUCUCGAAAAACGAUACUAUCCAAAAAAGAACAGAAAAUUAAAAAGAAAACGUCAUCCGCCAGACAUUCCAAAAUGGUAUAGAGCCGUUAGUAUCGGUGAGGCCGAUGCUGCUAGAUUUCCAGCCUGCUGUAACAGAGAGAGAGACAAAAACUGGCUUUUACCGUAUCUACUUCUCUUCGACUUUCGUCAAUUUAUCCAAAAUGCUAUAUCUGAAUAUAACGAUGUGUCUUUAAAACGGGGAGCAAGGGGUCCAGCUGUAACACUGACAAUCAAACUCGGAGGUAGACCAAAGAUUUCCGUAGAUAUUACACUCAAACUGACCUUGUCACAUCGAACACUAAAAAUCAAGAACUUCCCGUGGCCAAGGGACGAUACAAGGAAUUGGUUGACGAAAGAGAAGAUAAACAAAGUUACUUGUAAGCGGAUAAUUUUAGUACCGAAGGGAGACAAAUAUUGGAAAAUAUCAUUUGCAAACUGUGAAAACGAAAUACUUAAAGAUAUCGAUACUGAUAAUACAUGUCGGAAGAGAUGCCUUAGAAAAAUGAAAAAGAAAUUCAUGCUGUGGAAAACAAAGUCAACAAACCAAAUUUGAAGGUCUUUCAACGUACCUU
Molecule: messenger RNA, 1199 nt
Organism: Mercenaria mercenaria
Lineage: Eukaryota; Metazoa; Mollusca; Bivalvia; Venerida; Veneridae
Product: protein mab-21-like 3
Exons: 4
Coding region: 266-1180 (304 amino acids)
Source: RefSeq, a predicted model, not a curated record